GCAAGGCAGAAAAAGGGCAAAACGUGCACCCUGCCCGCCUUUGCUUUGCUGAGACUCCUGUUGGGAAAACAGACUCCUAGGCUGCUGACCAUUUUGGGAGGUCCCUGGUCACAACCGCCAGGAUCCUUCUGCCAGAAAAAGAAUAUCCUGUAUUAAACUUGUCCCAAAAAUCUAAAAGAAGAAUAGUGUGUGAAAUAAUGGCAACCGGAGACUUAAAAGGAAGUUUACGCAAGCUAGAACAAGGACUUCGCUUGUUAAACUAUCCUAGGGAAGUGGAUUACACAGGCAGUUUUGUAAAGGGUGAUGCAGCUGCGUUUUUACCCAUCAUCAGUUAUUCCUUCACAUCCUUCUCAACUUACAUAGCAGAACUUUUGGUGGAAUCUGAUGUAGAGCUCACGGCUAAAAGCGAUUUGCGUUUUAUUGAAGCUAUCUAUAAGCUACUUCGAGAUCAGUUUCAAUACAAACCAGUUUUAACAAAACAGCAGUUUCUCCAGUGUGGCUUUGCAGAAAGGAAAAUACAGAUUGUUUGUGACAUUAUCAGUGCUGUGAUGAAAAAGCAUAAGGAAUUAAGUAAUAUGAAUAAGGCCAAAUCUCAAACAAGAAAAAAAACCAGGUCUUUAAAAUCUGAGUCACAGGCAAAUUGUGAGAAACUUCUUGCUGUUCCUGUUUGCAGGACUGCGAUUUCUCAGCAGAAACCUCAAGUGGAACGUCACCCAGAUAAUGAAGUUAAUGUGCAUGUCUAUGAGACCGCCAUUCCAGUAGAUGGAGAUAGCGAAGAAGAAUCCUGUGUAUCUGAUGAUGUUUUGGAAGUUGUGUGUGAACAAGCCACAGAAGAUCAUAGUCAAAUGGAGCUGCUAAAGAGCCAGCUUGCUGAUUGCCAAGAAAAACUUCAUAAGCUAAGUUGGAUGGAAGAUAAACUACAUAUUUUAGAAGAGAGACUUCAAGGGAAGGUGAUUAUAGAUGAGAAGGACUGGAAUAAUCUCCUAAGCCGGGUCUUGCUCCUUGAAACAGAACUGAUGUUGCAGUCAAAAAAGAGUGACUUAUCUACAGAAUUUAACAAUAUGAGUGAAGACCAUACCUCUAGUAGGAAUAUGACUCCAGUUUCUCCUGAUAUUGAGAGGAAGGAGGAGAUGCCAGAGAGUCUUCAUCAGUCGUCUGGAUACAGUUCACUAUUAUCCACAGACCCAUCUCCCAAAGCCGCAACCAUUAAUUAUCAUGGUUUGACAGAGAUUUCAAAGGAGACAACAAGACAAAGAAUGGAAAGGAUAAGUAAAAUGUCCAUCUGUCAAAGUUCCUGGAAAAAAUCAUGCUCCGCAGCCAGAGUUGUGCUAAGUGCUUCUCAGUGCCAAGGUACACAGAUGCCUUGAACAGGUUGUUCUUUCUAACAAGAAAAUCCUCAAACAAGAGCACCUUUACCUUUACCCCCAGUUCAGAAUUUUGCAAAUGUAUAAAAAUUGGAAGACUUAAAAAAAAAAAAAAGUUAAAAUGGCAAUUGUGCAAUCUUUGUACAUUGUUUUGUGGUCUUAAGUAACAGCCAAUUCUUUCUUUAUUUCUGAUCUGUCCUUGAUGAUUUUUGUGUUCCUUUUUUCAUGAAGAUGUUCUAGCAGUCAGUGUUAACAAGUUAACAGCUUGUGGUUAAGUAUCAGAAUGAGAUUAAGAAAAGGUUUAAUGAAUUUUAAAGUGAUUUCAACUUUUGCUGUUAUGAUACUGCUUUGAUCCACUGAUCAUUAAUUGUCCCCACUAUUAAAUAUCCACACAUGCAUUAUUCUCUAGUAAAGCCUUGUUCUUCAUAUAUUACUGGCCAACAAGGAUGGCAUGUUCUCUUCCAGUCUGAUUUUUUGCCCCUUGAUAUAAAUAGACCUAAAUGUUUGGUUUAAAAAACAAACAAACAAACAAAACCUCUUCUUU
Molecule: messenger RNA, 1908 nt
Organism: Caretta caretta (loggerhead turtle)
Lineage: Eukaryota; Metazoa; Chordata; Testudines; Cheloniidae
Gene: CEP44
Product: centrosomal protein 44
Biological process (GO): centriole replication; centriole-centriole cohesion
Cellular component (GO): centrosome; spindle pole
Source: RefSeq, a predicted model, not a curated record